ACUACAUCACACAUUACUGUUAUAUCAUAAUUUACGUGCUGCAGUCGCAUUGCUUUUAUUUGCUUUGAACACAAUGGAAUUAGCGCGCGCAUUAUUACCCGUGCCAGCAGAGCAAAUACAACAGCAACAACAAGCACAAGUUACAACGGAUAAUAAUUUAGGGAAUAAUUUUAUAUAUUUAAUAAUUGGCAAUGAUUUGCUGUGGAAUGCUUUGGCAGCACUGAGUCUCACCCUAAUACUGAUGUGGUAUCAUCGCGUGAUGGAGGUGAAGAAAUCAACAAAUUACCUCUAUUUCACAUGCAUCGUUGAGUUAUUUAUAUCCUUUAUACGUACUUAUGAGCUUGCUGAGAUAUUUUACUAUCAAAAUAUUUAUGAAAUGGAAGCAUGUCUUGAGGCCUUAUCGGCGCUCUCACUACUGGGAAUGGCGACAAUUGAUGGUUUUACGAUAUACAAAGAGCGUUAUCGCCCUGACUAUUUGGAGGAUUAUGAUAAAAUCGGCUAUAAACACACCUUGGCCACAUUUUAUUCGAAAGCGUGUUUUUGGUGGCUCACACCCUUGCUGUGGUUCGGCUAUAAGGAGCCUUUGGAAGUUGAAGAUUUAGGACAAAUGCGUUUGGAAGAUAGUGCGCGUGCGCAUUACGAUCAGUUCUUGUUGAUCUAUAAAACGGCAAAAGUGAAGAAUGGCGAUCGCCCACCCUCACUAUGGCUCUGCUAUUUGCGCAGCAGCUGGCGAAUGUUUACGCUGGGAGGACUGCUAAAGCUCUGCGGUGAUUUAUGUGCUUUGAUUGGCCCACUUGCCAUACAGCAAAUUGUGCAAUAUAUCGAAAGCAUGUACAAUACGACUUAUGCCGAUUGGAUGCAAUUUAAUAACAACAACAACACUACAAAUGUUGUUGACAGUAGAUUUGGCAAUUUGCAUGACAGCCACCGCAUUAAACUGCAAACAGCGGCAACAAAUUGGAUCACAAAUGCCUUGGCGGCAGCUUUAACCACUAACACUGCUGAUAGUUUACGUAAUAGCAACGACAACAACAACAAUAACAAUCACAAUAUGCACAUCAUCAGCACAUCAACAGCCGCACUCCAUACUCCAGCCAUGAUAACUGUGCCCAGUCGUCUGAGCAUUGGGCUGUUGAGUAGCAUCAUUAAAAACACCACCACCACCACCACCACCACCACCGAGUCCACCACCGGCACAGUUACCACAAAUGAUAACAAUCAAAUGUUGCAUGCCGGCAUCGAUUACAAUGACAGUGAAGUGCAAAUUUACUAUCCGAAUUGGUUAGAUUUAGUGUCGAACGGCUGGACCAUCGCUUGGCUGGUGUUGUUGGCCGCAUUGGCGCAGGGCGCACUCUCACAAGCCUCGACACAUGUACUCAACAUGACUGGCAUUCGUAUAAAGACGUCGCUGCAGGGUUUAAUCUAUCGCAAAACAUUGCUGCUCAAUUCAAGUGUUGGACAGCCAACUGCUGCUGGCUCGGCAACUGUUGGUGGUGGCAUUGGCAAUGAUGGUGAUGAGACGAAAGGAAAAUAUUUGUAUACGACAGCUAAUGGGGAUAAGACUGUGGCGGCUGCGGAGGAAGGUAAAGCAGUUCACAAAGCAGAUGGUGAAAGCAAAGGAAAUAUAAGUGACAGUGGCGGUGUACCGGGCGCGGAUAUUAGCGGCUUAAGCGAUGUGGGCGCCAUUACAAAUUUAAUGUCUGAGGACGCCUUGAAUGUGAUGUCAUUCUUCUGGAUAGCGCACUAUGUAUGGGCGAUACCAUUGAAGAUCGGCGUUGUUAUGUAUUUACUUUACCUUAAAUUGGGCAUAAGCGCCAUAAUUGGCUCAUUUGUCUGCAUUUUAUCAAUGACACCGUUACAGUUUCUAAUUGGUCGCGCAAUGUCUUUCAAUACGGACAAAGUGGCGAAAUGUGCGGACCAGCGACUUCGGAUUAUUCACGACGUUCUCAUGGGUAUUAAGGCAAUCAAAUUCAAUGUGUGGACCGAGUCAUUUGUGCAUCGUAUUGAUGAAACACGCAAGAAGGAAUUAAAGUAUCUCUGCUGGGACUCAUUUUACUGGACGCUGAUGACCAUACUCACGCACAUUUCCAGCGUACUCAUCAGCUACGUCACGCUAGCUGCGUAUGUGGCGCUCGAAGGCGACGCUGCAGAGUUCACCGCUAGUCGCUUAUUCUCCGCGCUCGCACUCUUUCAACAACUAACGGUACCACUACUCAUUUUUCCCAUAACCGUGCCGAUUAUACUCUCCGCCAUUGUGUCCACGAAGCGUUUGGAGCGUUUUCUCAGCGCACGUGAAAUACACAAACAAUUCGAGGGCAUACGACAUAUGGCGCGCAUAUUGAGUAAGAGCGACGCCUCACUCGAUUACUACGAAGUACAGGGCAAGUCCGGGCAGGACACGACGAUAAGUGAAAGUGGCAGCGGUGAUAGCGGUUUGGGUUUUGGUGGCGAUAAAUUUCGUGUGCAACGUGAAAAUAAAUUGAAUGAACGUCUCACCUUAAAGUUACACAUACCGGAGAGUCCAGCACCGUUGGCACACUCCGAGCCACAAACGCCACUCAUAUCGGUGAACGAGCCGCCUAUGUUGGAUAAAAACCUGCUGACGCCACGUCGCAAUAGCGAAGAGCAUUUACUCAGCAGCGCCGUAGGACGUAAGUUGAGUCAGCAACGUCGUGAUUUGCUGCGUAACAGUCCUUACGUUGUUAUACGACCGCGUAAAUUUCCCGGCAGCGCACCGGCACAAGCGCAUGCACAGCUGACGCCGGCCCAGCAAUUGGCACACAGGCGUAUGGAUUCGUGGAGUCGCGAUUCGCUGGUGUUGAAAUUGCCGGAAGAUAUGGCGGUGUCGGUGCGUGAUGCCAGCUUUUCUUGGUGUUCACAAGGCGCCGAGACGCGAUUGCUAACCGUGCGCAAUGUGACUGUGCCACGUGGUAAGCUCACCAUGGUGGUGGGUAAAAAUGGUAGUGGUAAGACGUCACUGCUGUCUGCGUUGCUCAUGGAAAUGCCUUUGCUGCGUGGCGAUAUCAUUUGGAAUAAAACAUCCACCAUCGCCUUUGUACCCCAGCAACCUUGGCUACUCAACGCUAAUAUACGUGAGAAUAUUUUAUUUGGCGAAUCCUUUCGUCCGCGGCGUUAUGAUUUCGUAUUGGAGGCGUGUGCAUUAAAACCGGAUAUUGAACUGAUGCCGGAUGCGGAUUUUACGGUGAUUGGUGAGCGUGGCAUUAAUUUGUCGGGAGGUCAGCGACAGCGUAUAGCCAUUGCGCGAGCACUCUACUCAUCGGCCAAUGUGGUGAUAAUGGACGAUCCGUUCUCUUCGCUGGACAAUGAGGUGGCACGUCACAUUUUCGAACAAAGUGUGCAGCGUAUGUUGCUCAAGGCGAAACGGACUGUCAUAUUGGUGACACAACAGUUGCAGCUGACAGAGCAAGCGGAUUAUCUAAUUGUCAUGAAGAAUGGCCAAUUGCAGGCCACAGGCGAUUAUAAGGAAAUCGAAUUGAAAUAUCCGCAUAUUGUGGCCAAAUGGCAAGCAAUAAUUGCCAAACUGAACGAGCGAAUGGCAGAGGAAGAAAGUAGUGCCUCCGCUGCUGCUGGCAGGACAGCGCGCGAACGCUGGAAAUUGUACCAGAAUGUAACGAAAUUGGGCCUGCAGCGUACAAAGUCCAGCAAAGUUGUGCCAACAAAAACACAAAAAGCACCCAAAGCAAGAGGAACGGUAAAAACAAAAGCAAUACGCAGAGAAUCACGCGAAAUUGUUUUGAAUUUAGACGCUGGUGUAGGUGGUGAUGUGUGCUUCAGCGGUGAUACAAUUGUUGCCUUGCCGAGUCAUGAAGUUGGUCUACAGGCAAUUGCUGACUAUGAUAAGGCAACAGAGGCUGCUGCUGUUGCUGGUGUGGGUGUGAGUGAUGACGACAAUGGCGUAGAGCCGGACGAAGUUGAUGCUAUGGAGGAAGAGGAAGAGGAGGCGGGGGAGGAGGAGGAGGGAGAUGACGAGUUGGUAGACGAUGGCGAUGAAGAGGAAGAUUUGUUGCCUGUGCAGCUGCCAUCAAUUAGUCGCUGUCGCAGCGGUAGUUUGUAUUUGAACCGCAUUGGCAGCGUAAACAACAAAUCCACAAACGGCGUUAUAGGCGGACAUAUGCCGCUGACACGCCAACGUUCGAGUCACUACGGAUCACGUCAUCUUUUCUACGACGCACCGCUACCCAUCGACGAAUGCCAAAUGGAAGAUGUAAUCUUACGCCGACGACGACGCUCACAACGACAACGUCGCGAUACCGCACAAGAUCAAGCACGUCCCGGUUCACUCAUCUCGACCGGCAGCAGCCGUUUGAGUGCAGCGAGUACGUCUACAACAGCAUCAGCGGAGAUACGACGCAGUAUUUUCACAAACAGUAUUGACAGCAGUGCACCGAGUUAUUUGAGUGGUAUUAGUGGCAGCAGCUUGCUAUCGGCUGACACCGGCUUUGUCGGAACCACUGAAGAGGCGCCAAAACGUACACAGUCGUGGCAACCCAAGAGCGCUGCGUGUGGCGAAGAUGUCGAGGCUGGUGGCGGCGUUGUUGGUGCACAUCAAAAAGUUGCGCGUAACAAAUCAUCACCUGGUUGUCUGGUGCAUAGUACACAAAAGCAGUCCAAAAAUGCUGAUGACACGGCUUCCAGCGGUGGAGGAGGUAAUAGCUUUCAGCAGUUUUUACGUCGCAUGUCAAUGAGACGUACUGCAGCGCAACGUAAACAACGGCCUUUGAGUAGCACGAAUUCCAUAAAAAGCAUCACCGAAGAGGCUCCAACAAAGCAAUUCACGACAAUCUCUAGUUCCGUGCCCUCAAUCGAGCUGAGUACCGUAGCUACGCCAGAGGUUGAUGAAGACCAGAAGGACGCACCCAUUACGGAGGUGGAUAGUUGGAUUAUUCAUAUUGAAAAUGAAGAGGCUACAGAUGCAAACAUCGACUAUAAAACAUUGACCAACAUGACAAGUACGCCAUUAAACAACAACAAUAAUUCCAAUGCCCCAGCAACAGCACAACUCAGACACACAAUAAAACGCAGCAGGGGCAGCAUGAAGAGAUCAGCAGGUCGUGGUGUUGCUGCCAGUAACACGUCGCCUGGCUAUGACGGCGAACGAAAGUACGGCAAGAUACCGACACACAUCUAUUUGUUGUACCUACGUGCAUCCGGCUGGCGCAUGGUGACGAUAUUCUUUUUGACGGCAUUGAUUUGGCAAGGCAUGCGCGUCUAUACGGACGUGUGGCUGCAACACUGGACCGAUGACAGCACAGGUAAUGGCAACGACAGUGGGAAACGAGUUGAUAGUAUGUCGCCGCCGGCAUUUAAUAGAUUUCGUUUCGAUAAAAUGAUUGGUAAUGCAACAGAAGCAACAUUCGAAGCAACAGAGCAGGCAGCCGUCAACCACUCAGGUUUCAACAACAACAGCCAAAUGUACAACAAUACCAUCAACGCUGGCGACAAGGAUGGUCAUGCCGAGAAUGUCACGUAUUAUUUUCACAUUUAUUCGGCGAUUUCGUGCGUUUGCAUUGCCAUGGCGCUGAUAUCGACACCAGCCGGUCAAUUGGCCGGCUGCAAUGCGCGUAGCAAUCUUCACGACCAAUUGCUGUUGGCGAUUAUGCGCAAACCGUUACAUUUUUUCCAAGUGACACCACUUGGACGACUGAUGAAUCGAUUCGGCAACGAUAUGGCCAUCAUCGAUAAGAAAAUCGCCGCCACCAGCCAACGUCUGUUACAAUUCUCUCUGCUUUGUCUCUGUGCGGUGCUCAUCAAUGUCAGCAUUACACCUUGGUUUAUAUUGCUUACAGCGCCCAUAUGCUUUAUAUACUACGGUAUACAGAAAUUCUAUAGAUGUUCGGCGAGAGAACUUCAACGCAUUGAAAAUUCCACUAGCUCUCCCGUGAUCUCUCAUCUCUCUGAGACUAUACAGGGUGUAACGACGAUAAGAGCAUACAAUCAGGAAGCACGUUUCACCGAAAUACUCUUUAAACGUCUGGAGGCAAAUACAAUUGCAUUCACGAUAUUGAAUACGAGUAAUCGUUGGUUGGGCAUAUCGCUGGACUUCCUUGGCGGCUUCAUCGUUUUCAUAGCCAUCAUAACCGCACUCAUAGCGGCAACAAUUAGUUGCAAUCGGUACAACAAUAAAAGCAAUAGCAAUAUACCCGAGUACUUAACACCGACACCCUCACUCGUCGGCUUAGCCAUCAAUUACACACUACUCAUGCCGAUCUAUUUGAAUUGGGUUGUGAAAUUAUUAGCCGACAUGGAAAUGUAUGUGGGUUCGGUCGAGCGUAUAGCAUACUAUGCGGAAAUAGAUGCAAAUGUUGAGACACCAUUGGAUAUUGCGUGUGAUGAGGACGCGUCGGCAAAUGUCAAAAAUAGCAAGGCAAGAAAAGCGGCGAGCAAAACAAUGAAGGAUAUUAGUGUUAAUUUUGAGGUGGCGCGUGUGGAAUUUUGCAAGCCGAGAAGCCUCUCAGUGCCGUUGGUGAUGAGCAAUUAUGAAACGGUACCGAUUUCGUGGCCACGUCAGGGCGAUAUUAGUUUUGAAAAUGUUAGUCUGCGUUAUGAGGGGCAGCGAGAUGAAGUGAUUAAGAACUUAACUCUCAAAGUUCCCUACGGACAAAAGAUCGGCAUUUGCGGACGCACAGGCAGCGGCAAGUCCUCCUUAGCCAUGUCCUUGCUGGGUGUGCUGCAAACAACUAGCGGACGUAUUUGCAUAGACGACGUGGACAUAACGAAAAUUCAUCCGGAUGAGGUGCGUAUGCGUGUCUCGAUGAUACCACAAGAUGUGCAUAUCUUCAAUUUGAGCAUAAGAGAAAAUCUUAAUCCAACCUCUUAUUAUGCAAUCUCCGAGCUGUGGGAUGCAUUGGAGAAGGUGGGACUGACGAGUUUUGUCAAUCAGCUGCCGGAUGGCAUUGAUACCAUUGUGGGUGAUGGCGGCGUACAACUGAGCGCCGGUCAACGUCAACUGGUUUGCUUGGCACGCAUACUGCUGCGCGGCUCGGUUUGUUUGAUACUCGAUGAGGCGACCAGUUCAUUGGAUACCGCAGCGGAGCAAGCGUUACUCACGGCGGCACAUAACUCGUUUCGUGGGCGCACGAUCAUAACAAUUGCGCAUCGUCUCUCCACAAUACUCGACUAUGAUCGUAUUAUUGUACUCGAGCAGGGUCGCAUUAUCGAGGACGACACGCCGGAUGUAUUGCAGCAGCGCAGGGAAGGCGCUUUCUAUAAUUUACUACAUUCUGGACGUCCUUUAAUGGGUAAUAGUUUCGCUACAGAAGCAACAAAAACUGAGAAAAUGGAAGCUUAAAGCCUUUAAAGUAUUUUUUAGCUUUUUUUAAACU
This is a messenger RNA of Ceratitis capitata (Mediterranean fruit fly), 7343 nucleotides long. It is a transcript of the gene Sur, whose product is annotated as ATP-binding cassette sub-family C member Sur. The record is from RefSeq and is a predicted model, not a curated record. Lineage: Eukaryota; Metazoa; Arthropoda; Insecta; Diptera; Tephritidae. Gene Ontology annotation, cellular component: membrane. Gene Ontology annotation, biological process: transmembrane transport. Gene Ontology annotation, molecular function: ATP hydrolysis activity; ABC-type transporter activity; ATP binding.